ACGAGAGGUGGAAAUUCUCCGGCAGCAAUGAACAUUUCAGAAUGAAGAACCCGCUGGCAGGUUGCACAUAUGACAGAGCGUACCAAGAUCUGAAAGGGUUUUCCAAAAAUGGAGAUAACUUCUGCAAGCAACUCUUGUCUAUUCUUCAACAGAGAGCUAAUUUGGAGAUUACUUAUGCUGAAGGACUGGGGAAGCUAGCCAAGAAGCUCACCAAAGUGUUGGACAAGAUGAAGGUCAAUUAUAUUUGCGGUGCCUGGUAUUGUGUUUCGGAGGGGAUGAAAUCAACAUCUGAUUUGCACUGUAAACUUGGCAAAGCUAUUCAGACAGAAGCAAUAAACCCAAUGAAACGCAUCCUGGAUGAACAUGAGAAGAAGAAGAAAUCACUAGAUAACAUGGUGGAGAAGACAGAGGACAUGGUUGUCAGCAACUGGCGCCAACAAAUAAAGGCCAAGAAGAAAUUAAAAGAGCUUACCAGGGACCAUGAAGCACUCUUCCGGGAUACAGAAAACUCCCAGCCCUUGGCUUCACCAAAGACCAAACAAAAGUUGCUCAGAAACCUGGAAAAAUCUACGACAAAGCUGGUAAAGGAUGACGAAGAUUAUUACAAAAAGAAUUUAGCCGCCUGCGAAGCUAGGUUACAAUGGGGGACCACUUUAGAAAAUUGCCAUCAGAAUAUUCUCAAUCUUGAAAAGGAGCGGCUGCACCUUCUGUGCAAUAUGUUGAAUUGCUACAGCCAACAUCUUUCCAGUUUUGGAUACAGCCUCACUGCAUAUCACACACAGAUGCACAGCGCUGUCGGCAAAGUUGAUGCUGAAAAGGACGCCCAGAUGUUGCUGGGAGAAAAGGCAAUGUCUAUUGAAGAGAACAAAACAGAGUUCUUAUUAGCAGACUAUUAUGAGGAAGAUUCAACAAGCCUCAUUGAAAAAGAGAGGAGGCACGCUUCCAUCAAAACGAAAGUACUGCGCCUACAAAAGGACUUAGAAAAGGCCCUGCAGGACAAGAGAGGACUGGAAAGGAUGCUUCAAGCGUACCUGGAGAUGCCACAAUUCUCAGAUCCAAAGAAUCAGAAUGAGGUCAUGGAGCAGCUCAGCGAGGCAACUCUGAAAGUUAACCUUUUACAAGCAAACUACUUCAAGUUGGGCAACAUUCUAGCGGAGAUGGAACAGAAGCCGAAACCAACCGAACCCUGGAACAACUGCAUUUCAAAAUGGAAAGAAAAGGACUGUGUACAUAGCUCUGUGAUGAUCACUUGCCCUGUCAAAGUGAAACACUUUGAGCGAACUCUGGGCACACGGGUGGCCAGUGAAAGAGGAAGUAACCCAAGUUCUGUGUCAGCAACUGCUUGCCAUUCAAAUCCAACACCCUCUUUACGUCCAGAGAACAGUGGUUCAGCAUGCUCUACGUGUAAGGCUUUGUACGAUUACCAAACCGAAAGGGGAGAUGAGCUCUGCCUGAAAAAAGGUGACGUGAUUAUAAUUCAUCAAAAAGAAGAUGACGGCUGGUGGCAUGGAUCCCUGAAUGGGAAAAGUGGAAUUUUUCCAGCGACAUAUGUCGAAGAAAUCUCUCCUUGUCCUGAUGAAAGCCUUACUACUGCAGAGGUUUCGACAUGUUAUUAAAAAGAACAAACCAGACAACUGUA
Molecule: messenger RNA, 1639 nt
Organism: Gekko japonicus
Lineage: Eukaryota; Metazoa; Chordata; Lepidosauria; Squamata; Gekkonidae
Gene: NOSTRIN
Product: nitric oxide synthase trafficking
Exons: 16
Coding region: 42-1616 (524 amino acids)
Biological process (GO): signal transduction
Cellular component (GO): plasma membrane; cytoplasm
Molecular function (GO): protein binding
Source: RefSeq, a predicted model, not a curated record